This is a messenger RNA of Eublepharis macularius, 15161 nucleotides long. Its product is annotated as sacsin-like. The record is from RefSeq and is a predicted model, not a curated record. Gene Ontology annotation, molecular function: Hsp70 protein binding. Lineage: Eukaryota; Metazoa; Chordata; Lepidosauria; Squamata; Eublepharidae. The transcript is spliced from 8 exons. Bases 119 to 12814 code for a protein of 4231 amino acids.
UGAAAAGCUCCCAGCUGGUGUCCUGCUGCGGCGUUCGGACGUUUCCGUGCGAUUGCGGAGCCGGGCGGGAAUCUGCGUUGGGACCUUAAGCCGCCAUCCUUCCUGAGACGGUUUCAUCAUGUCUGAGAAACGGGUGGAAAGGAAGGGCUUUCGACAGAGAUCACCUCCAUUUCUGAAAUACUUGCAGAGCAUUCUCCGCAAAUACCCAGAUGGGGGCCAGAUCUUAAAAGAACUGGUCCAGAAUGCAGAUGAUGCGAGUGCUAAAGAUGUGAUCUUGAUCUAUGACGAACGGAAGUUUGGGACCCAGAGACUUUUCUCAGAGGGACUGGCGAGUGCCCAAGGACCUGCGCUUCUCGCCUACAAUGACGGCCUGUUCUCCGAGGCUGACUGGGAUGGCAUCCAGAGCCCCGGCCUCAGUCACAAAGUAGAUGACCCCUCUACGGUCGGGAGAUUUGGCUUGGGCUUCAAUUCAGUUUACCACAUCACAGAUUUCCCAUCUAUGCUCUCUGGUCAAUGGCUGGGAGUGCUGGACCCACAACAAACAGCCUUACAUGAUGGGGGGCAGCUUUGGAGUAUGGACGAGUGGGAAGAGGCGUCUGACCAGUUCGAGCCGUUCUGGGCAGCCCUGAAAUCGCUAGGCCGGCCGUAUCCUCCUGCUAAGGGCUACUUCCCUGGCACCUUGUUCCGCUUCCCGCUGCGGCACAGUCCCUCGGAGAUCUCUGAAAAUCUCUACAGCCCAGGACGGGCACAGGAGCUGCUGCUCGCCUUCUUGGACGAUGCCCCCAUCAGCUUGUUGUUCCUCAGGAACAUCCGGCGACUGACGCUGGGCCUCAUUGGAUCCGAUGGUGCCGUCCGUGAGUUACUGAGGGUUGAGGCCACUGCUCACUCUCUUAACGGGCCAAACGUGGGCCCGGGUAUCCCUUGCUGCGUGCCGAAGGUUGCAGAAGGUUGGCUGGACAGAAGUGGAAAUGCAAGUGUCCUCCUUCAUGGCUCAGACAAUGCUAAACUGGAUUCUGCAGUCAGCAUCACCACGCUUGCCCUGUGUGGCACUGGGAUUGGACAGGCUACCUGCCGGGAUUGGUUGGUGUUGUCAGCGGUAGCUAAAAAGGAAGCCUUUCCAGAACUCUGGGAUCUCGUGGAUUCAGUGAGCUCUGAGCCGACACUGUCCUUGGCUUACCCCUUGCAAGGUGGGUGCGCUGGCCGCCUCAGCUGUGUCCUACCACUCCCUGCAACGGAGGAGAAUGCCACCGGCCUGCCACUGCAUAUCAGUGCCCCUUUCCAGCUGACAGAUGACCGAAGACAUGUGCAGUGGUCUGAAGAAGGGUCCCGAGCACGCAGUGAGGAUGCACGUUGGAACCACUUGCUGAUGGAAGAGAUGUUGCCGGUUGCUUACUGCCAAGUCCUGUAUCUGGCAUCUGGCUAUCCUAGUGACCCGUAUGGGGCAUGGCCAGACCCAGACCAAAGCCAGCAACUCCGAUUCAAGGCUCUAGUAGCUCGCAUAUGCCAGAGAUUGAUGGACAUGAAACUUUUGGUGCGGGUUGGAGACGGAGAUCCCCGUUUGCUCCUCCCCUGUGAAUCUGUUCUCUUCCCAGAGAAGGUGGUAGAUAAACCAGUGGGUCGGGCACUGGAGAAGGCUCUGCUCUUGGCAGGGUCACAACUGGUGGUUGCCCCUCCCCAUGUUCGUCGUGCCUUGAAUUUGGGUGCCAAAGGCAGGGCAGAAGUGCAGGAGGCAACUGCAGGAUUUGUGAGGGAGAUUCUCCGAAAGGCUGCCCACAUCUGGAGUGAGAUACCUGACUUGGAGAAACUGUUACUGUUGGAGUACGUGACCGAGGAUGGGUGCUACCGGGCGCUGAAAGGUCUGCCACUGGUGCCAAUGGCAAAUGGCCACUUUGCCAGUUUUGGAGAUUCUGCAGAGACAGUGUUUGUUGAGACCCAUAACUUUCCCAGAAUCCUCUUGCCUGGCCUCGAUCACCAGUUUUUGCCCAAAGAUCUGAACCCCGAGCUGUGGAAGCGACUGCAAGCAAUUGCAGAACAAGAGUUAUUCGGCAAUCUGGUCACCGUGAAUCAACUUGUCGUCGAGCAGAACAUUUGUGCGGCUCUCCCCAAGGACUGGGUCGGCAGUAAUUCAACCCCUGUGGCUUGGCACCCAAAGGAGUCCCUGAAACACCCCCCUCUGGAGUGGCUUGCUGCUUUUUGGACUUUCUUGAAUCGUCACGUUUCCUCCCUGGUGCCCUUCAGGGGCUGCCCACUGAUACCACUGACUUCUAUGCACAAUCACCCCAACGGCAUCCAGCUGGCCCGGCUGCUUCCUCGGCCAACCCUGCUGUUCCAGAGCCAGAACAGGCUCAGCUUGUCAGCUGAAGUGGUUGGCAUUCUGCAGAUGCUGGGGUGCACCGUGAUCCAGAGCUGGGAGCCAAACUGGUGCCACCACCAACUGAGAGAGUACAUCCUAGAACCCUCGCCUGGCAGUGCCCUGAAGGCUUUUGCACAUUUGGGGGUGUCGUCUGUGGCUAACCGCCUGGCACUUCUGUCCACACACCAGAUUGAAAGCUUGAGCACGUUUCUCUCAGGGGCUGCCUCGCUUUCCCAAGAAGAGAGAGAAGUCCUAAGGGAACUGCCGCUGUUCAUCAAGUUGCCUUCUCUCCUUCCACCCUGCAUGCCUGCCUUGGUGCCAGCCGGGAGCCACAUGGCUUUAGAGAAGAACCUGGUCCCACCGGUGCCCAAAGAUCUGUUGACUCCACAGCCUAUGUUGCUAUGCCACUGUGAAGCAGAACGCCGGCUGCUUUUGCAUCUCCAGGUAAACCUCUUGGGAGCACCAGGUCUGGGUAUUCUGUGUGUCAAAGCAAUGAAGAACGGGGCAUAUGCCGGACGAGCACAAGAAGCAGAGAAAGUCAUGCUGUGGGUGCUGCACAACGCAGACAUCCUCUUCAGCCAGAGCCAAGAACUGCAAGGAUUGUGCCGCGACUUGCCAUUUCUGGACUGCGGGUCUGGAGAGCUGGCCCGGCCCGGUGAUCUUUAUGACCCAGACAACCACACUUUGCGGGCCUUGUUGAGACCUCACCGCUUCCCCAGUGGACCCUUCCGGGAGCCAGUGAUGCUGCGGGCCCUUCGUGCUCUGGGUCUGAAAUCUGAUCUUGCUGCUGUUUCUCCAGCUGAUGCACUGAUGGCCGCACAGGAUGUGAAUCAGCUACAGGAGGCUGCCGUCGCCAGUGCCAAAUCGCAGGCAUUGAUCCGGGUCUGCAAUGAGACUCCUCUACUCUCACGCAUGUCAUCACGGGAGCUGGAGCAGCUGCAGUGCCUGGCUUGGGUGCCUGCCAUCAACCCCUCUGUGCUCGUGCCAGCCAACUGCUUCAUGGCACCUGAAAUGCUUCGCUCGGAGAAGUAUGCUGCUCUCGUGGGGCUGGUCAUGGGUCUGACGAAUGCUUUUUACCCACACGCUGCAAAGGCAUUGGGGCUGGAGCAAUCACCUCCUCCAGAGAAGGUGGGAGAGAAUCUAGCCUGCUUGGCAAAGGACUAUAUCCCUGAAGGGACUCUAGUAUUAAUUUCAAAGUUGCAUAGCAUCUAUCAGCACAUGCAGCAGCAUCUGAGCGACUUCCAAAAGCCACCAGCAGGCCCUGCAGUGUGGAACGGGAAUGGCUUCUCACGGCCUGGAGACGUGGUGCUGGGCUACCCUGGUGGCUUGGACCUUGCUGCCCUGAUACCACGAGUGCCUUCUGACUUCCAGCACUAUGGUCAACUCUUUGCAACCUGGGGCAUCCGUCGGUCACCCGAUGAGGAAGAAGUGUGCCAGGCCCUCCACAAACUGGCCGAUCGCAUCAACAGCCAACCGCACAACAGCACGCAAGCAGAACUGCGCCUUGUGGUGGCUGCCUUGGACUGGUUCCGCGCUCAAGAUUACCACGGAGGAAUGGAGAUGUUAGUGCCUAUGCAAAUCCCAGGACGGGCUGGCUUUGCUCUACACCCAGUCAGUUCAGCACUGUACUGUGACAUGGAUCGCAGCCGCCUUGCCGACCUGGAUGGACCCCCACCUGCUUUGGUGCAUGAAGCUGUUCCCCCGGCCACAGCUGUCUUCUUUAAUGUGGAGAUGCUGAGCACUCGGCUGUCAGGCUUAGAAUUAUUUGAGGCUUGGGGUCCUUCGGAAGCAAUCACCCUCCGGAUCCGAAACAUUCUUCGUGAAUACUGCCAGGAUGCAGACGUGUUUCAGGAACUGCUGCAGAACGCGGAGGAUGCUGGCGCCAAAACCUGCCACUUCUUAGUGGAUCUCCGGCCACAUAAUGGCACUAUGGAAGGACUCUUGGACCCUGGCAUGGCUGCCUGCCAGGGGCCGGCACUUUGGGCUCACAAUGAUGCCGUGUUCACCGAAGCAGACUUCUCUAAUAUCAUCCGACUAGGGGCAGCCACCAAGGAACACCAGCAUGACAAAAUUGGCCACUUCGGGCUUGGGUUCUGCACAGUGUACCAUAUGACUGAUGCCCCCUCGAUUCUCAGCAGCCGCACUGUACUCAUCUUUGACCCCAACGUCACCCACCUCCAGAAGCAUAUCCGUGACCCAUCCCGGCCGGGCAUCCGUUUGAAGCUGAGCCACCAAACUGCUGCUAUGUUCCCUGAGCAAUUUCGGCCCUUCAGGGGCGUCUUUGGUUGUCAAAUCGGCGAGGAUUACCAAGGCACACUCAUCCGCCUGCCCUUCCGCACUGAGCAGGAGGCACGAGAUUCUGAGAUUUGCUCUGAGCCCUUUGGACCCAAACGAAUCAAAGCGCUGCAAACUGGUUUCCAGGAGAUGUACCAGCACCUGCUUAUCUUCCUACACAGUGUGCAGGAGGUGUCGCUGACCCACUUCCCUGGGGGUUCCAGUUCUCCAGAAGCUGCCCAACCAUUGGCUACAGUGAUCAGGCAACCACUUGCCAAGGCGGGCGCUUCUGAUAUUGUGCAAGUGACUGCAUCGUGGGAAUCUAAUGUUGCUGUAAGUCAUUACCUGCUGCACUCCUGUUCCGGUAUGGGAGAAGCCUUGAAGCUGUUCCAAGGUGGAGGAAAGGAGGGUUUCAGCUUCUCUCCUCCUGUCGCCAGUGUUGCCUUGCCCCUCUGCCCCGCUAGUACUCCUGGACAAUGGGCCCCAGAUCUAGAGGGCUUCGAGGGCCGUGUCUUCUGCUUUCUGCCUCUUCCUAUAGAGUCUGGCCUUCCGCUGCACCUCACAGCGGCCUUCGCUGUGCUUAGUAAUCGCAAAGGGCUAUGGGACACCACUGAGAAAGGCCAAUGGAACAGGGCACUCCUUCGGGAUUCGGUGCUGGGUGCCUGGCUUGGGGCGCUGUGCCGGCUCCGAGACAUGUGCACGGCAGGAUUGCUGGAGCGUUACGAGUACUACACUUUCUGGCCCGAUGUGCACCAUGCAAAGCAUCCUUUCAGCGAAGCAGCCCAGGCUUUCUAUCAAGCAUUAGUGGACGGCGUUGAUGGGGAGCAGCCGAUUCUCUUAUCCGAUGGGGACUUGUGGUGCUCAGCUCAGCAUGCCUGCUUCCUGGAUGCUGAUGUUAUCCGUGAGAAGCAACUGAAACCUACAGCUACCAGGGUCUUCUCUUCCCUCCUGCCAGAACCAAAGAUGGCAGUGAAUCUUCCACACUGGGUGAAGCUGAGUUUCAGAGCAAGCACCUCGAAGGAUGUUCUGUCUCCGAACACCUACAACUGGGCACGAUUCCUCCAGGAGCUUGUUCUUCCCAAUUUAGCUGAGCUGGCCGUGUCUGAUCGUGACGCCCUGAUCCUUCAUGCCCUGGAUAUGAAGGAUGCCAGUGUGGACGAACUUCUGAAAUCUCUGCCUUGUGUUCCUGCCACUCCAGAUAACCAGCUGAAACACAUCAGAGGGUUGGUGAAUCCCAUGGGGCGUGUGGCGUCGCUCUACGCCCCUGAAGAUGGCCGCUUCCCUAUGAAUGCAGAAUUUCUGAAGCCAGAGCGUCUGUUUCGCUUGGUGGAACUCGGUAUGACCCAAGACCAGGUCGCCAUGGAGGAACUGAUAAACCGAGCCAGAACAGUGGCAAACUUAUGGCACCAUGAGCCACGCAAAGCCUGCCUGCGUGCCCGUCACAUCCUGCAUCUCCUCGAGGACCGUCUCCAGGAAAGCUUCAGCAACACUGCGCAAGUUGUUUUCAGAGAAAUUCCCUUCUUGCCCGCUGAGCUUCCCGGCAACCACCACAGACUCUGUUGCCCUAACCAGAUUUAUCACUACAAGCUGCAGCCCUUGGUGGGCUUGAUUGAACCCGUCCUAGCCAAGAAGUUUCUUGAUGAAGGCCUGAAGCUUUCCAACGAACUGAAGGAAUUCUUGGGACUGAGUCGCCAGCCGCCAGUCACCACAGUAUUGAUGCAGCUGGAGGCAGCGUCACGUGGCUCCAAUGCCCUGAACAGGACAGAGCUGGCUAAGAUGACACAAAGAUGCUAUGCCUUCCUGAAUGAAAUGGUUCACAAGAACGCUCAGUGCAGACUGGAGGUAUCCCAAAAGGCACAGACAUUCCCCUUUGUUCUGGUGGGUUCUAGCUUUGUACCCGUGCGCAGUGUGGCCCACAACUUGGCUGUUGACUCUGCUCCGUAUCUGUUCCAACUGCCUCAGGAAUACCAGCAGCAAAAGGAGCUGUGGAACUGCAUAGGGAUAUCCGAUACCUUUAAAGUGGAGGACUAUGCCGCAGUAUUGCAAACGUUAGCUAAGAAGGCAGAUGGAAAGUCACUUUCUAAAGGGCAGCUGAACCUAGUCAUUGGACUGAUUGCUGUAGGUCUAGUUGGGGCCUUGCCAGAGGGCCAAAAACUGGAUUCUUUUGUGGCCCAGAGUAUCUCUUUCCCAGAUACACACAAAAUACUGCAUCCCUUGCCCAAGCUGUUCUUUGAUGACACUCCCUGGCUGCCACGUGAGAAGGGGGUCCUAUUCUGCCAUUCCAUGAUCUCACGGGAAGUUGCCCUUUGCUGUGGAAUUCCCACCACAAGGCACCACAUGUUAUCACGCCGGCAAAUCCAGGGUUUCUCCCAGUGGGCCACUGAUUUUGGAGCCAAGGAGGACCUCAACACCCGGUUAGCCAACAUCCUCCGUGAGUACUCCUCCUCUUCACGGGAUGUAUUGAGGGAGCUUCUGCAGAAUGCAGACGACGCUGGUGCAAGUGUUGUACAUUUCCUCUGGGACCAGCGCCACCAUCCAGCUCAUCGUGUCUUUGGUGAUGAAUGGAAAGAUCUUCAAGGCCCGGCCCUCUGCAUCUACAACAACCGGACUUUUGACAUGCGUGACAUAGAAGGCAUCCAGCGUUUGGGCUCCGGUGGUAAAGGUGGGAGGCGGGAUACUACUGGCAAAUAUGGACUGGGCUUCAACACAGUUUACCACUUGACUGACUGCCCUGCCUUUGUGACGGGUGACAGCGCCCUGUGUGUCUUCGACCCCACGUUAUGUUACCUGCCUCAUUCGGAUGACGUCUCUCCUGGAGGAAUGUUCAGCCUCACUAAAGAUUUCAAGGAUGCCUUCCAAGAUGUUUAUGACACUUUCUUGCCUGAAGUGUUUGAUCUGGAACGCGGCACCGUUUUCCGAUUGCCCUUGCGUACCCCUGCUGGGGCAGCAGUCUCCCCCAUCUGCCAGCGUUCUGUAUCGGAGGAAGAUGUGAGUAGCAUGUUAACGGCACUCACUGAAGAGGCGGAUUGCUUAAUGAUGUUCCUCAACCAUGUUCACCGUGUGGUUUUCUCUGUCAUCAAGGAGAACCAAACUACACCCACAGAAGUGUUCUGGGUGGAGACCAAAGGUGGUGAGCCUGAAAGACUGGAAUACCAGAAACAAUUCCACCAAGCAGCUGCGGCAGGUGGGAUGGAUGUGGGCGAACCAGUAAGAGUUUUCUACAGAAUGAAGGUGAACAGUAGCGUCUCUGAGAUUUCCAGUGACUGGCUAGUUGGGAGACAGAUUGGAGUAGACAGCUUGGCCACCGUGGAAGGUGUGCAUCUGCCCCAUGGUGGGGUGGCCGCUUGCAUUAAUGGACAACCAGAGGGCAGGGCCUUCUGCACCUUGCCACUGCCAGUGAAAACUGGCCUACCCAUCCACAUCAAUGGGAACUUCAAUGUGGACUCUGGUCGGCGUGACUUGCGGAAGGAUGACAGCAAGGACAGCCCUGAGGUGGUGUGGAAUAGCUUUCUGCUGCGGGACCUUGUAGCCCCCUUGUAUCUCCACCUCCUUGAGGAGCUGCGCAAGGCACUGGGAAAUCCGCCGCUGCAGUUCUCCUCCUUGAACGCAUGCCAGAAAACGUUACAUUCAGAUUACUUGCGGCAUUUCCUACUUGUGACAGACCACGUCCCCCCGUUCUGGCAUCAGCUAGUGCACCAUAUGUAUAAGCUGGCAUGUAAGGGGCGGUUUUCGCUGGUGCCAGUGUACCAGAAGAAGAGUAACCAUAGAAUGGAAGUGGUGAGUGUGUCCUGGAGUGUGCUCCGACGCGGACACCCAACCAAAGAUCCCUAUUUCCUGCAAUCUAAGAUAAACGGUUCUCUUGAGGAUGCUCUCCAGAAUCUGGGCAUGCUCUUAGUCCCUGCCUUCCAGUGUCUACAGAAAAUCCGUGACCAAUGUGUCAAAGCAGGAACUGACGUCCUCAUCCUGGAUUCUCCAUCUCUCUGCUGCUUCCUCAGGAGUUUGCCUGGCUUGCGUCUGCCAUGCCCGCUCAACCAAACACCUAUGAAAAAUAGUAUGGGCUGCUCUGCUCUUCUCAAUUUUUGCCUCAAGGGGCUGCUCUCCAAGGAUGCCAGAUGCCUGGAAGGUCUCCCCUUACUGAUAACCAGUGAUGGUGUGCUCCGGCAUUUCAGUCAGCAGGAUCCGGCCUACCAGAGCAGCGCUUACGGACUUUUCCCACGUCAUAAGGAUCGUUUCUCUGCCUGUUGCAUUGACAGCCCAGAGGCCAGCCAACUGUUAGUAGAGACUGGGUUUAUGAAAGAGUUUACUCUCAGUGAAUCUGCUUUUUACGUCCAGGAGAGGCUGAGAUUGAACGACUGGGUCACUGGUGCUGACAAAGGCCGGGACUGGCUGCGCAAGGUGUGGGCGUUCUUUGAAAUGAAGAUCUGUGCAUCUGGCGACGAGGACACAAUGAACCAGAUGUUCCAAAAGCUAGUUUCCCUCUUCGAAGGCUGGAGGGUGCUCCCUGUGCAUGGAAGUGGCGAGGAUCUGGUUCCCCUUGAUUCCCUGAACACAGUUGUGCUCGGCCUCUCUGGGGAUGUGGCUGAAAUUCUCUGCAAGCUGGGCUUUGCCAGGCUGGACCUGUCUCUUCUGCCUUCACAUCUCACCACACAGUGCAUCAUACAAAAACUGCUUCAGACGGAUGACCCUGCCACGGUGCUGGUACAGUUGGCUGCCCAGCCCAGCCUCCAGUGGCAGGCACUUGAACAAUGGGAAUUUGAAAGGCUCCUGAGGUUCCUAAGCAAAGAUCUGCAGAAGUUAGCAUGUGACAGUGGAUUACUCAACAAGCUGAAGGCCUUGCCAAUAUUUGAGACACAUCAAGGACACCACGUGCCCCUGGCUUCGUACCAGAAUAUGUACCUGCUGCAGUCGAAAAUCCCAGAGAAGUCCAAGAACUUCAGGGAACUUUAUGAGGCAGAUAAAAGGACAGUUUUGCUAAAAGAUAGUUCACUCAACAGAAACCUGAGUGAGUGCUUGGGUAUUGUUGUAAUGAAUGAUUUGCAGCAGUUUGUUCGACUCCUCUUGCCUCUUCUGCAGAGUCUCUCUGAGGCCCGUCUGCUGGAGGCAGUGAAGUUACUCCUUACCAUUGAGGUACACUAUCCAGAAUACAAAGAUCAGAAGGAGACUGUGAUAGCAAAGUUCCAAUCCGUUGCCUUCAUCCGGGACAAGCAAGGAGUGCUUCGUCCUGCAUCCUACUUCUAUGACAGCAGCGUUGAUUUUUUUCAGAAGUUGGGGUUGGACUCUCGAUUUGUGCCAGACAAAUUCUAUAAGACUGUGGGGUCAGGAAACAAACCAAAAGUGAUUCGAUUCUUAAAAGAUGUGGGUCUGCGGCAUGAAGCCUCCGAAGAUGAUUUCCUGCAGUUUGCAGUCCAGAUUGAGAGGGAAGCAUUGAAGAAUGGUGCUAUGUCCCCUGAGCUUCCUGACAAACGAAAAGCACUUCUGUCACACUUGCUUGAUAAGAAAAGUGAUUCUUUAUCCGAUGCCUUCUUGGAUCAGCUGUCCCAGAUCCGUUUCUUGGCACCUCGGCUCAUCUGUGACAAUCUGUGCAAACUCCAUUCACCGUUUGUCUCUAACAACACUGCAGUGGCACCUCAAAAUUCUUUAUGUAGUUGGGGAAAAAUGGAACUAGCCUGGACAGCAGCAGUACUUCUGUAUCCCAUUCCAGCAUUGGAUGAAAACACAAGAGCCAUUUUGACACGCCUAAAGGUACAGUGUACCUUAUCAGCCCAGCUGGUCUUGAAAAAUCUGAGCAAUGUCUGUCAGGCACAAUGUAACACGCCGGAAACCAGGAAAACUCGGGCAGAUGUCCUCCGACUGAUGUAUGAUUACUUGAUGGAACAUGAAACUAUAGAGACUGAAUACGCCAAUGGGCUCCCUGUGGUGCUGGUAGAUGGCGACGAAGUAGCAGAAGCCCAACAUGUGGUGGUGUCUUUGAACAACUGGAAUGAAUUCCGGCCAUACCUCUACAGGCUACCCCCAAAGUUAGCUCCCUACAGGGAAUUUCUGGAGAAAUUUGGGGUGAAAGUUGAACCCACCAUCCAUCACUAUGCCAGUGUCCUGGCCAGAAUCUACCAGGAGACUAUGCAGAAGGAUACACUGCAACCCAACCUCAUUAAAACAGUAAGGAGGGCUACCAAGUGCUUCUUCCAGCUUCUAGCCACAGCAACGGAAACAGACGACUUUUCAGACCUGGAAGAACUGCACCUGCCCUGCACUGAUGGGAAGCUGUACCCCUCAAACACCCUUGUCUUCAACGACUGUGCCACAGGCCAACCCCUCCAGGCUUUGCAGGGCACAUUUCACUUCCUAGCGGAUCUCUCUGAUGGCUACCCGUCAUUUGAGAACUGUUAUCUUAGAAAGCUUUUGCUCCUGCUUCCAGUAUCCCUGAGACUCCAGAGACUGUCAGAUAUUACCACUGAGCAACUAGAUGAUUUGUCUCUAGAGCUCUGCUCCUAUGGAGUUCACUGCGAAUUCCAGUCCCGCCUAAAAGAACUUCUGAUUGCCCCCGAGUUCCACUAUGCCCUUGUUGCCCUGCUGAGGUGGCAGAACACAACCAAGGAAGGAGAAAAGGAGGCAGAAGUCGAUGGGGUAUGUGUUGGACUCUUCUCAUUGGAUCAGCUGGAGGUUAUCUGCUGUGAAAAGGUAUGCACAGUGAUGUGUCACAACUCACAGUGCUUGGAAGGGAGCCAAGAGGCCAAGACAGUGUUUGUUGCAACGAUGGCAGAUGGGAAGCAGCACAUUUACCUAUUGCACCAGGAGCGUUUGGAUCGCCGAAAAGCUGUGAAGAUCUCUGACACCUUGGCUGAAGAAGUGAAUAAGCUUCUUGGAGAGAGGCUUUGCAGGGAAGCCAUGCGUGUCCUUAGAGAGGUUUUGGCUUGCCAAGAACCUGAAGAAAUCGCUGAUGUGCUGAAUGAACACAAAGUGCCCCUCCAGAAGUUUGGUCUCAGAGAUGCCUUCAUCCUCCCUGAUCCUGGGGAGGAGAUUCCUGAGGAAUGGCAUGAUAGCCUGGAUAUGAGCAUCCUGCAUUCCUUUAUGCCGGAAGAUUAUGUUGGUUACUUGGACCCUUCAUUGCAAGGUGAGCACUAUGUCUAUGCUGUGGUCUUGGAGGACCUGGGGCCACGGCAGAGUGGAGUGGGACAGGUGCAUAUGUACCAUGUUGAUGUGGGAGGUGGACAGCACUUGGAGGUCAGCGCUCACGAUCUGUACCACUUCAAGCGGAGCAAACCAGCAUCAGACACAAGCAAAGCUGUGGUGUCAGUGCCAAGUUCCUCUGAUGGUGCUGCUGCUGCAGGCCUAAGUGGUGGCGAUUGGUACCAGCAGCCGCUGAGUGAAGUGAAGAAAAAAGUGGAUGCCUGCCUAGCUGAGAUCUGGGGUCUGUCCAAGGAAGAAAGGAAGAAGGCCAUACGGAGACUCUAUCUGUGCUACCACCCAGAUAAAAACUUAGGUCAGGAGGUCUUAGCCAACAAAAUCUUCAAAUACCUUAAAGAGAAAAUUGAGGAGAUGGAGAACAAGGGAAAGCUCCAGGGUUGUGGCGGGCAACCUAAAAGCAGCAGUUCCUUCAAUAGCAGCAGUUGCAACUUCUCAAAGUAUUGGAAUGAAUGGGACGGGCAAGCUCACCGACACCAAGAGAGGCGCCAGGAAUUCACCAGGCAAAGACAGAGUGGACGAGGUGGAGGCAAUUUCACGUACAACUUCUGGUCCUUCCACGCAUCUGGAACAAAAGGCUAUCGGUCAAAGGGCCCUGGCAUGGAGGAGGCAAGGCGCUGGCUGCAGCAAGCGGAGUGUGACCUGAGGGCAGCAGCCAAUGACGUUGCGAACGCCAGCACUGAAUGGCUACUUUACAAAACGUAUCGAGCGGUGGAGAAGGCCUUCACAGCGGUUGAGUACAAGCAAGGUGGACAUUUUGACAACAAUCUGUCUGUGGCGAUGCUGGUGGGUAAGGUAGCAAGUCACGGACAAGAGUUGGCCACAAUUCGUGACCAUGUGACCAAACUCCGGAAGCAGGGCAUGGAUGAUAAGACAACACAGUAUCCCAGAUACCACCCACUACCCACCAUUCCCAACGAGGCCUUCAACACAUGCAAAGAACGGGAAGUGCUGCGGCUAGGCCAGGAGAUUCUAGACACAGUACGGGGGUGGCUUGGCCCGUAGUGAAAGCUUGAGCAGUUAAAAAUACUUAUUAUGUAGAUUAGUUUAUGUAACGCCAACUACCUGUAACAAGAAACUUUAGAAUCAAACGAAUAUGGUUAGUGUUUCAUCAGAUGUUUGAUGGAUUUUGGGCACUAAUUUGUGGGCCCAGCAGGUUAUCCAUAAGUUUCAACUAACAAUCUUCAACUGCACCACUUCUCAACUGUGUUCUUCACAUCUGGCCUCUAUAUCUAGACUCUAACUAUAUUCCUUAAUUUUAUUCUGGGCAGGUAUGGCUCAUCUUCCUGCUACACAGAAAGUGUCCAAGACAACUAACAUUCAGGGAUAAAGGAUCCAAAUAUAAACUUUGUCUAACAAAAAAAAAUAUCUCUCCUGGUUUGGCAACCUUACCCUAGCCUGCCUUAAUUUGCAAGUUGACCUGAAGUAACACAACAACAGUAGAAAUGAUUCCAUCCUUUUUGGUGUAGGUUUCAGAGCAUUUAAUUCAUUUUCAUACUCCCCAUGUUACCAUUGGAUUUAUGUACUUAAUAAUAUGCAUGUCCAAAUCUCCCUUUUAUAGUAAGGGUUGGAUAGCCAGCUUUCCCAGUAAAUCUCACCCAAUCUCCCUCAUUACUACAGCCCCCAUCUGACACACCUUUUGUUUAUGCAGGUCCCAUGAACCCCAGCAGAUUCUUUUUGGGGUGUCAAAGGGGAACUCACCUUCCUUUUUCAUUAGCGGAAAUGCUUCCUGGCUGUAACCCUAUUUGUCCAAAUUACCCCUCUGCAGUAUUUUAUCAAUGUGGAUAUUGUUCAUAUAUAAGGCUGUGCCAAGAUUUGUUAAUAUUCUAUGGUUGUAUACACUUGCACAAAUUACCAGUUUGCACAUCUAUAUUGUGGAAUUGGGCAGGAGAGAAAGGAGCUGAAAACUGUACCAAUCAGUGUGUGUGCUGAUUCCAGAAUCAUUUAAACGAGAAAUAUGAAACAGAAGGCAAGGCAGAGGGGGAGGAAUUGGAGGGGGUAAUUUAUAACUCGUAAGAACAGCUGUGUAAAGCAAGAAACUACCUUCUGAUAUUCUGUACACUAUGCAGGAAACAUCUGACCAUUGGACAGCUGCUGCCCACUGCCCCUAAAUUGUACUCUUUUUGCCUAGUUCCCUGGUUUAUUUCAGAUCUAUAGCAAAACUUCAGAGGAUUUUUGGAGUGGGUGAUAAAAACAGGGUUUCUCACCUGUAACUGUUGAUCGUCGAGUCUCUUCUGUGCAGACACACAUUGGGACUGCGCAGGCGCAGGCCAGCCGCGGAAAAGAUUUUUCUAGCUUCCAGAGAUGUGAAGGGGACGUUCGGAUCCACCGCGCAUGCGCGUCGGUGUUCCCGCCAAUUUUGAAUGCAUAUAUAUCCGAACGUCCCCGGCAUUCCCUCAGUUCACCUGAGCCGCCGGAGAAACUAAGUUAACGAAACACUCACAGCGGGGCAGGCGGGAGGGAAUGUGUGUCUGCACAGAAGAGACUCGACGAUCAACAGUUACAGGUGAGAAACCCUGUUUAUCGUCUUCGUCCUUCUGUGCAGCCCCACAUUGGGAGAGUAACUAGCAUCUCACCAAUGGGGGCGGGUGUGAGUGUCUACUUGAACAAGGACUGCAGGACAGCUGUGCCAACAGCCGAGUCACGUCGUGCAUGCACAUCCACAGAGUAAUGCUGGAUGAAAGUGUCCGCAGAGGACCAUGUCGCAGCUUGGCAGACGUCCUGGAGCGGCACUCCUCGCAGGAAGGCAGCAGAAGCAGCUUGCGCUCGAGUGGAAUGAGCGGUAACCAACAAGGGACACUGGACUCCAGCAUGCUGAUAGCAAAGUUUAAUCGUAGACACAAUCCAGCGAGAGAUGGACUGGGCAGAAGCAGGAGAGCCCUUGCGAGGGCCAGAGUAACACACAAACAGGGCAGGAGACUUCCUGAAACAUUUGGUGCGGUGCAAAUAAAACAAUAAAGCACGCUUUACAUCCAAUGUGUGUAGUGCUCGUUCCCCUGGGGAUGAGGGUGUUGGAAAAAAGGAAGGGAGGAACACCUUUUGCUGUAGGUGAAAUCUUGAGACUACCUUAGGCAGAAACUCCAUGCUAGUGUGGAGCAUGACAGUACCAGGGAAAAACUGCAGAAAGGGAGGGUCACACCGCAGGGCAGACAGCUCCCCAACACGCCUAGAGGACGUGAUUGCCACCAGGAAAGCCACCUUCUGAGUGAGCAAAGGCAGGGGGCAGGAAGAUAGAGGCUCAAAGGGCUGGAGCAUCAGUUGGGAGAGAACCAGGGAGAGACUCCAUUGUGGAAUGGGAUGGGCCCUAGGAGGGAAGGUCUUGAACAGGCCCUUCAGAAACUGCUUGGAAAGC